AUACAUAUAAACUAUAUAAUAGUAAUAUUUUAAAAUUUAAUAUUUAUUCAGAUAAAAGGCAUCUAAUAUUUGUACUGUUUUUUCUUUUUCAGUUCCAACUCAAAAAAAAUCUCUUCGUUCCCACUUUCCGCUUGUCUGUAUCUGUUAAAAAGAUUUUAGCUUUCGCAUGAAACCAUGGAACCGCCGGAGAAUUGCAGCAACGGCGGCGGAGACUGUUCGGUCUCCGGCUUUGACGCGGCGGAGAAGGUGAUCAUGCGGUGGGACUCGACAGCGUCCGAGGAAGCCAGAGACAGGAUGAUAUUCACUGAUCCUCACGAGGUGAAGCUCUACCUCCUCGCCGUCGACGAAAUCCAACGGUCCGCUUCCUCCGUCGGCGCCGGAGAAUCGGAGAGCCGAGCGAGCUCCGCCAUCCAGAUCGCCAUGGCUCGGCUCCGGGAUGAGUUCAGGAACAUUCUCGUCAGCCACAGCUCUCCGAUCGAUUCAGACUCCCUCCUCGUCGAUCCGACGUCGUCUUUCUCCUCCGCUCACGGCCUUGAUCUCGAAGACGAGGUUUCCGGAAAUGUCGACUGCAACGAGGAGGAUCAUCACGAGCAGGAGGAGGAAGAAGAGUCGACGGAUCUCCUGAAACGGGCCGGGUCGAGCUCUGGCUCGGGUUCCGGGUCGGGUUCUGUUCGACUGCCGACGUGUCGGGGCAGUUACAGCAGAUCCACGAGCAGUAUUCGUGAGAUCGAGCUGAUUCCGGUGGAGGCGGUGGUGCAUCUGAGCUGGAUCGCUCGCCGAAUGGUCGCCGCCGGUUAUCUCCGGGAGUGCAUUCAGGUGUACGGAAGCGUACGGAAGUCCGCCGUCGAUUCGAGCUUCCGGCGACUGGGGAUCGAGAAGCUGAGCAUCGGAGACGUGCAGAGGCUGGACUGGGAGGCUCUGGAGCAGAAGAUCCGGCGAUGGAUCCGAGCGGCGAAGGUCUGCGUCCGCGUCGUUUUCGCGAGCGAGAAGCGGCUCUGCGAGCACGUCUUCGAUAGCGUCGGCGCCGUCAACAUCCACGAAGCUUGUUUCAUGGAGACCGUCAAGGGACCGGCGAUUCAGCUCUUCAACUUCGCGGAGGCGAUAAGCAUCAGCCGGAGAUCGCCGGAGAAGCUCUUCAAGAUCCUCGAUCUCCACGACGCGUUGAUGGAGCUUCUGCCGGACAUCGAGGCCGUCUUCGAUUUGAAAUCGUCAGAUUCGAUUAGGGUUCAAGCGGCGGAGAUUCUGUCAAGAUUGGCGGAAGCCGCGAGGGGGAUUUUGUCGGAAUUCGAAAACGCAGUUCUUCGAGAACCUUCGAGAGUCCCCGUUCCAGGAGGAACGAUUCAUCCAUUGACGAGGUACGUCAUGAACUACAUAAGCUUGAUCUCCGAGUACAAACCCACACUGAUCGAUCUCAUCAUGUCGAAACCGUCGAGAAAUCCAUCGGAUUCGAACUCACCGGAAUUCGAUUUCUCCGAACUGGACCACAAAUCUCCAUUAGCCCUCCACCUGAUCUGGAUCAUCGUGAUCCUGCAAUUCAACGUUGAGGGCAAAUCCAAGCACUACAGAGACGCCGCACUGUCUCAUCUCUUCAUCAUGAACAACGUCCACUACAUCACUCAGAAGAUCAAAGGAUCGCCGGAGCUACGAGAGAUGAUCGGAGACAACUACCUGAGGAAGCUAACCGGGAGAUUCCGCCAAGCCGCCACUUAUUACCAAAGAGCCACUUGGGUUAAGGUCUUGUAUUGCCUCAGAGACGAAGGGUUGCACACGAAAGGGAGCUUCUCCUCUGGCGUGUCGAGAAGCGCAUUGAGAGAGAGAUUCAAAUCGUUCAACGCUCUGUUCGAAGAAGUUCACAGAGUUCAAUCGCAGUGGUUGAUUCCCGACACUCAACUGAGAGAAGAGCUGAGGAUAUCGAUAUCGGAGAAGCUGAUUCCCGCCUACAGAUCGUUUCUCGGGCGAUUCAGGAGCCACAUUGAAAGCGGUAAACACCCCGAGAACUACAUCAAGUUCUCCGUCGAGGAUCUCGAGACCGGAGUUCUCGAUCUGUUCGAAGGCUUAAAUGCAACUCAGCAUCUUCGAAGACGAUCACAAUGAGGUAAGUUCUUAUUCAAAAAGAUUCGGGGUUUAGGAUUCUUCGAGAGAGGAAAAAAAACACAGAUUCUUUGGAUUCUUUUGGCAAUCUGGAUUCUUGGAGGAGCAACAAUGAAGUUCGAUGAUAUUUGUCAGAUUCUUGAGUUCUGCUGCUUAUAAUAUAUAUAUAUAUAUAUAUAUACACAUAUACACUUAUGGUUUGGUUUCUUGCCAAACUCUUUUGCUUCUUUGGUUAAAUUUUGUUUGUUCAUAUGUGGUGAAGUGAGGAGCUGUUUGUAUGUUUUGUAAUGUUGUUAUUUUUGUUGUCUUCCCCUUUUUCCUUCUGCGUUUGCUGCUUGUCACCGAUUUUUCCAUUUUGAUUCUUUUAGGGAAAG
Molecule: messenger RNA, 2465 nt
Organism: Tarenaya hassleriana
Lineage: Eukaryota; Viridiplantae; Streptophyta; Magnoliopsida; Brassicales; Cleomaceae
Product: exocyst complex component EXO70A1
Exons: 1
Coding region: 175-2094 (639 amino acids)
Biological process (GO): exocytosis
Cellular component (GO): exocyst
Molecular function (GO): phosphatidylinositol-4,5-bisphosphate binding
Source: RefSeq, a predicted model, not a curated record